CGUGACAGAAUGACUGCGACCACAGUGAACGCCACUGGAGUGCUCUUCGAGGCGGAUGCGGAGGCUUUGGAUCAGGAUGUGAGCCAGAAGAAGUACACCGACGGCAGGAAGUUGCAGUUGGUGUGGCGCAACAUCGUGCUCUUUGCGUUGGUUCAUUUGUUCUCCUUGUACGGCGUGUGGCUGCUAUUCACGGAGGCCACAUGGACUACGUUUCUGGCAUUUCCGGUAUCUGUGGCCUUCUCGAUCGUCGGCAUUUCCGGCGGUGCCCAUCGCCUGUACGCGCAUCGAACUUUUAAGGCUAAAGUGCCCCUCCAGUUGAUCCUCCUGUUCCUCGACACGUUCGCCUUUCAGGAUGCGGUCUACUAUUGGGCGCGCGACCACCGAGUGCACCACAAGUACACGGAGACGGACGCAGAUCCCUACAACUCGGAGCGCGGAUGGUUUUUCUCGCACAUAGGGUGGCUGUGCGUCCGGAAGCACCCGGAUGUGGUGGCCAAGGGUAAAGAGAUCGACCUCUCCGAUUUAAAGCAAGACCGCCUCGUUAUGUUCCAGAAGAAGUACUUCCUCGUGCUGAUGCCGCUCAUAUGCUUCGUGAUGCCCACUGUCCUGCCCAUGUACUGCUGGGGCGAGUCGCUGAAAGUAUCCUGGCAUGUCCUGGCCCUGCUCCGCUGGUGCCUCAACCUUAACAUUAUCUGGUUGGUGAAUAGCUCGGCUCACAUGUUCGGCAUGCGGCCAUAUGACAAGAAGAUCAGCCCCACGGAUGAGAGAUUCCUCAUGUUUUUGCGCAUGGGCGAGGGCUAUCACAACUACCACCACGUCUUCCCGUGGGAUUACAAGAGCGCCGAGCUGGGUCCGUACUCUCGGGACUUCACCACGCGCUUCAUCAACUUUUUCGCCUGGCUGGGAUGGGCCUACGACCUGAAGAGUGUGUCACCCGAUAUGGUCCGCCGGCGAGUGUUGCGAACGGGAGACGGAUCCCAUCCCGUGUGGGGUUGGGGCGACAAGGAUCUGCAAAAAGAGGACGUGGUCGACAGCACCAUAACCCAUCAGCGAAAAAUUACGGCCGGAAGCUAGAGGGCUGCUUUUAUUGUUAUUGUUAUUAUUAUUAUUAAAGUAUGUCCUUGAAUAAAAGAUCAAAUUAAAUGAGA
This is a messenger RNA of Drosophila kikkawai, 1148 nucleotides long. Its product is annotated as acyl-CoA Delta-9 desaturase-like. Gene Ontology annotation, molecular function: iron ion binding; stearoyl-CoA 9-desaturase activity. Gene Ontology annotation, cellular component: endoplasmic reticulum membrane. Lineage: Eukaryota; Metazoa; Arthropoda; Insecta; Diptera; Drosophilidae. The record is from RefSeq and is a predicted model, not a curated record. Gene Ontology annotation, biological process: unsaturated fatty acid biosynthetic process.